This is a messenger RNA of Cylindrotheca closterium, 1302 nucleotides long. Lineage: Eukaryota; Bacillariophyta; Bacillariophyceae; Bacillariales; Bacillariaceae. The record is from the annotation of a GenBank genome assembly.
AUGAUGACGACGACGACACAGAAACAGCAGAAAAAUACCCACAGACAGCAUUUGCUGCAAUUCUCCUUGUUCUUGCUCUUUUCCAGUUUGGUCCAAGGUCAGCAGCUGUCGCACAAUCAUUUACGAGCCCUCCAACAAGAGGAAGCUAGCUGGAUGGACAAGCUCUCCGAUUUCUUCACCGACGACCGCUGUCUGCGAACGGAAAAGAACACGGCCAAUAGCAAGGAUUUGUCCAAUUGGAUGUCCAAGCGCAAUUUGACUUCCACCCGACUGCUGGAUCUUACCUUGCCUGGAACUCACAACUCGGCAGCCUUUGAUCUAACGACGGAACUCAACACCAAUGAUCCGGAUUACAGUACCGUCGAAGAGGGUACCUUUAGGAUUCCAGACUCGGUCGUUUCCCAAUGGAUCUGUGGGUACGCCUUGACGCAAUCUUUGAGUUUGUCGGAACAAUUGCAAGCGGGAAUCCGAUACUUGGAUUUGCGAUUUGAUUUUGAUUCUGUCACGAACCAAUGGAGAGGAUAUCACUUUCUGUGGGGACUGGAAAUGUCUGUCUUGUUGGAACAAAUUGCGACUUUUGCCAAGGCGCACCCCCAAGAAGUCAUGGUCUUGCAAUUUGGGACCAUUUACAAUCCAGGCGUGACGGCCGAACAAAAACAAGAUUAUGCCAGCAAGAUUACUAACAUUUUUGCCGGUCAGUUGAUUCCUACUUCUAUUGACCUGCAAAAUGUCACGAUUGGAGAACUCCAAGAGGCUGGUACUUCUAUCAUGGCGGUCAUCCGUGACAAUGAAAUUGCCACCUUGUCCGAUGUCUUGUGGGACGACCAAAAUACCAUUGAGAAUACUUAUGCUCCUACAGACGAUACUGACGUUUUGAAAUCGUACAAUGAAGAUCGUCUGGCAGAGUUUUACAACCUCGACACCAACAAUACCAAAUUGUACAAGCUCCAAUGGAUUUUGACGCCCACUGUGGCUUACAUUCAAGCAAACCCAUUGGUGGGGAACCUCUACGUACUGGCCCAAACGGCCAACGAACGACUGGUCGAAUUCAAACGGCCCACCAGUGAAACCAACCAACAGUUGGGUAACAUUUUGCUGCUUGAUUACGUCGAAGUGAGUCCCCUCUUUGACGUACUGGAUUUGUCACAAUACGCGGACGGAAACUUUGUUCAAGAAGAAGUUCCGGAACAAGAUACCUUUUCGUCAGCGGCCAAAGUUGGUCUCGGCGUCGGAUUGACCAUGUUUAUUUGUGGUCUAUGCUGCCUCCGCAAGUGGUGCAAAAAGGAUAAGAACAAGGACUAG